Effrenium voratum is the source of this 471-nucleotide messenger RNA. The record is from the annotation of a GenBank genome assembly. NCBI's taxonomy places the organism in Eukaryota, Dinophyceae, Suessiales, Symbiodiniaceae.
AUGAUGGGCUUUGUCUCGGAUCGGCAGAUGGUGAAUGGCGCCGGCAAAGGCUCCGCUUUUUCCAGAUUUGUCAGGCAGUUUGUGUACAUGGUCAUGGAGUUGGCGCACACGGACCUGUACCGUGCCAUGAGACAUUCAAGGUUUACCUGGCAAGGAAGAUUGCAAGUCCUCGCAGAUUGUGUUGGAGCACUGUGCUACAUGCGCGGCCUGGACCCCAAGGUGUUCCACUGUGAUAUGAACUCUCAGAACUGCCUGAUCAACGGGGAUGGCAGGGGCAAGGUGCAUUCCAAAGCUGGCACAGCUGGAUACGUCGACCCAGGCUUCUUGGAGACAGGCAUCUAUUCUGCAUCCUGCAACGUCUACUCCGUUGUCAUUCUCUUGCUGGAGAUCUUGACCGGGAAGCCGCCGGCGGUCGUGAACAAGAAGGGGCAGUUGAAAUUCCAGCCUCCAGAAGCUGGGCCCCGCCGUUGA